GUAUGUACAUAUGACUUGCUGUUACUGUGAAUAAAAGGUAUGCCACAAUACACCCUAGGCUUCAAUACACAAAUUCGAUUUUUACUAUUCAAAAGUCAGCCGAAUGUUGCACAAUGUUUACGAAACGUUCUGUCAUCAUGGUUGGCAAGCAGCCUUUAUAUAUAUAUUAAACGGACACAAAUCAUACACUUAACUGCAGGAAUUCUAUUCAGUUCUGUUUGUGUUUUUGACCUCCUUAUUUAUCAGCCUCACACAAUACACACAAUAGUGACUUCUGUAUUUGAAAGAACAAAAACCACGACCAUGCGUAACAGCAUCCUAAUUAGAAGCACAAUAGUGACUUCCCUUUUUGAUACAUCACAACCUCAACAAGCAAAGUGUUUUGUAGGCAGACGCUGAGUAACAGAAACCCUGUGAUUUGGUCAAUUCGGUAGUCUUUUUAAUCGAGUAGAAAUGUCUCAGAAUGUUUACGUGAAAUGUGUUCAGAAGGUGAAACAAACAGAGCAGAUGGAGAUGGUGGAGGAGGUCUAUGUGAACUCAGGCGUCGUUAAAUGCCACGAACAGCCGAAAAACACGGAGGACGGCAUCACAAAGACGAACGUAGAAACUCAAACUAAAGGAGGAGACAAUGCAGGGGACAGAUGCUACAGACUUAUAGGUGUGUGUGUGCUGCUGCUGUGUGUUCUCCUGCUGACUGCCAUCACAGUGGUGUGGAUCAAAUUCACCAACCUGAAUGCAGAAAACAAGCAGCUACAGACCAGAUACAAUACCCUGACUAUAGAGAGAGACCAGUUCAAAUUAGAGAGAGACCAGUUACAGACCAGGUACCAUAACCUGACUAUAGAGAGAGACCAGUUACAGACCAGGUACCAUAACCUGACUAUAGAAAGAGACCAGUUACAGACCAGUUACAACAACAUGACUAUAGAGAGAGACCAGUUACAGUUAGAGCUCAACCAGUUAGAGACUAGCUGUAAUGACGUGACUUUAGAGAGAGACCAGUUACAGUUAGAACUCAACCAGUUAGAGACUAGUUACAAUAAGGUGACUAUGGAGAGAGACCAGUUACAGUUAGAGAUCAACCAGUUCGAGACUUGUUGCAAGAACAUGACUACAGAGAGAGACCAGUUAGAGUUAGAGAUCGACCAGUUAGAGACUUGUUGCAAUAACAUGACUAUGGAGAGAGACCAGUUAGAGAUUGACCAGUUCGAGACUUGUUGCUAUGACGUGACUAUUGAGAGAGACCAGUUACAGUUAGAGAUCGACCAGUUCGAGACUUGUUGCAAUAACAUGACUACAGAGAGAGACCAGUUAGAGAAGGAGAAAAAGGAACUUGUGAAGGGGCUUUAUCAACUAGGAUGGAGCUUCUUCAACUCCAGUCUUUACUACAUCUCUAAUGAAAGCAAGAAUUGGACUGAGAGCGGAGUGGACUGCAGAGAGAGAGGAUCAGAACUGGUGAUCAUAAACACCAUGGAGGAACAGGAGUUCAUCAGCACAAAUUUCAAUAGUACAGAAGCUUGGGUUGGGCUCAGUUACAGUGACACAGAGAGCGUGUGGAAAUGGGUGGACAAUACAAUACUGACCACUGCGUACUGGCUUGAAGAGUCACCCACUCAUUAUGAAGGUUAUGAAGAUUGUGCAAUAACUACUAUUGGAUCUGGCGUGUUUACAUGGAACGUGUAUCCCUGUAAUUACACUGCAUUUAGCAUUUGUGAGAAAAUGAUUAAUUAAGUCAAAGUAAAUGACAGAAACUGGAGUUGUUCACAGUCGAAAAGAUGGCAGGAAUGGGAACUAUGUAGCCACAACUAUUACAGUUUUUUUAAUAUUGCAUUUUUUGCUGAGUGAAAAACGUUUCACAGCACAUGCACUAUCAAACUGAAACAAUACAGAAAAUAUUAUUAAUUUAAAUUCAAAUAGUUAAUAUUCGAUCUAAAUAUGAGUGCAUAUUUGAACUAGAGGUAAAUUUUAUCUUAUACCACAGUGCUCUUGAAUUCUUGACUCUGACUGGUCUGAAGGUGUUGAUUAAUUUUAUAUAACCAUAUGGCUCCAACAAUAGCUCCAGAUGUAGCGUAAAUGAUAGGUUUAUAUUAAUGCGCUAGUUCUAAUAUGUUGUCAUUCUUACGGUAAAAGCUCAUACACAGGGCCUUGUAUGGCAGAUGCUCCACUAAAUGUAAUGUUAGUAAUUACUUGAUUGUUUAACAAAGAAAAGUAUAUAUCACUAAUAACAUGAAGUUUUUUGUUAGGAGACAUUUAUUUAACAUUUAUGGAAGGAGUCUCGACUUCUUGAGUGUCAGUGCUUUGUAACUUUUCCACCACAUGAGUCUCCAGGCCAGAGGAGUUUGUGCAUUGUGGGUUCUAAGUCACAUGACAAGCAGUGUUUUUUCUGUCUUGUUAACUUCAGGAAAGAGAAUACAGCAAAGACGGGUGAGGGAAGGACUGCUUAUAGCUGCUAUAAUGUAAGUGAUAACAGGAACUCAUUUGUCUCAUGGACCUUCCAUAACAUUAAAUGUAACUAUAAAUGGUUACAAAAGUGCAAAAGUUCGUUAAUAAAGUUAAAAGUUGUAUUCAAUGGCAAACCGCUGUGGUAUAAGCGUAAUAAUAAACUUCAGGUCCUGAACUUAUAGGAAAAUGAUCCACUUUGCUUCACCCUGAUCUGGAUUAUUUUCAUAUAAACAGCAUGGCCCAUCGUGUUACUCUUUACAUAACACAAGCUCUGACGGUACUUCCAGCCACAAGACAAAAGUUUUUUGAUGAUUUUCUUCUAAGGCAUUAUUGUUUCUAUAGUAACUGUAAUCUGU
Molecule: messenger RNA, 2798 nt
Organism: Pangasianodon hypophthalmus (striped catfish)
Lineage: Eukaryota; Metazoa; Chordata; Actinopteri; Siluriformes; Pangasiidae
Product: CD209 antigen-like
Exons: 5
Coding region: 454-1731 (425 amino acids)
Source: RefSeq, a predicted model, not a curated record